Molecule: messenger RNA, 2847 nt
Organism: Cynoglossus semilaevis (tongue sole)
Lineage: Eukaryota; Metazoa; Chordata; Actinopteri; Pleuronectiformes; Cynoglossidae
Gene: nectin3a
Product: nectin cell adhesion molecule 3a
Exons: 6
Coding region: 405-2066 (553 amino acids)
Biological process (GO): homophilic cell-cell adhesion; heterophilic cell-cell adhesion
Cellular component (GO): adherens junction; apical junction complex
Source: RefSeq, a predicted model, not a curated record
AAAAAGAAUGAAGCAGGGAAGAAUGAAAAAAGAGGUUAGUAAGAACGAAAAGAGAGAAAUGGAAAAGAAAGGAGUAUGGAAGAAAGAAGGCAGGAAGGAUUCUCUCUUAAUACUGGAGGAACCCUCGUAUAACUUUAAGCGGUGACCCCUGAAUCGUCAAAUCAAAUCAAAGCAGAGCCUACACUUAGUACGUGAGUGCGCACGCGUGCACUUAUGUGUCCCACACUCAGAUGUGAAGUGGUUCAUUCCAUGCCGCGCUGUCGCCAUGGAGAGAAGUAGCAGUAACUGCUGCAGCAGUUUCUGAGUUAAACAGCAGCAGCGACAGCAGAGACAGCAGUAGGAGCAGAGAAUAACAGAGCAACGAGACGAGGACCGAGCCCAGAACCACAGUCAGAGCCACAAUCAUGGAGAAAUCACUGCUGUUCCCAGGAUCUCCCGGACACAGGCUGCAACUUUUCACAUCACUCCUCAUCUUUUACGGAAUUACCUCAGGUGUGAGCAGUAACUAUGUGGUCGUUCCACAAAAAGUUAAUGCAGUACUGGGGAAAAACAUCACACUAAGUUGCAGGAUAGAGAUUGGUUCCAACCUGAGUCUCACUCAGAUCUCCUGGGAACGACCACUUCGUACUGGCACCAUCACCUUGGCCGUGUUCAACCCAGAGCAUGGAACAUCGUACUCGGAUGACUAUAUUCAUCGCACCUCGUUUGUAGCUCCCUCCAUACAAGACGCUACCAUCACCAUGAAAGAAGCAAGUUUUUCAGAUAUUGGAACCUACAUCUGCAAAGUCGUGACAUUUCCUCUGGGCAACACACAAGCAUCAACCUACGUCGAUGUCUUAGUGGAGCCAAAAGUGUAUGUGUAUGCUGGGCCCUCGGCUCUGCUGGACGGCGGGAACGAGUCACUGGUGGCCACCUGCAUAGCCGAGCAAGGACGACCCGCCGCUGAGGUUUUCUGGGAGUCGGAGCUGUACGGGCGAAGUGAGAAACAAAGUCACGAGGAGCCCAAUGGCACCAGCACCGUUCACGUGCACUACAUGUGGCAGCCACAGAGCUACGCCCAGGGGAAGGUGCUCACUUGUGUCGUGCGCCACCCAACCCUGCAGACAGAGUUCCGCAUACUCUACACAUUAAAUGUUCAGUUUGCACCUGUGGUGUCAAUAAGCGGGCUUGAAAAAAACUGGUAUGUGGGUCAGGAAAAUGUCAAGUUCACCUGUGGUGCCAGAGCCAACCCACAGGCACGUCACUUCACAUGGGUCAGGUUGGACGGAUUAAUGCCUGAAGGUGUCCAGAUCUCAAACAACACUUUGGCUUUUACGCGUCCGCUGGAGCACAAUGACUCUGGAGUUUAUCGCUGCGAAGUGAUAAACGACGUCGGCCUCAGCAGUCAGACGGUAAACGUGUGGGUGCACGAUCCUCCCCCCACCACCGCAGCGCCCAGCACUACUGCACCCGUCCUCCGCCGCACCUCCGGAGUCGUCACUGCCGCAGACCAGCGUAAAGCCCUGUUCACGUCCCCGACCCGGGCCCCCUUCUCUGAUAACACCUUGGGCACUAUAGUCGGGGGUGUCGUGGGCGGGAUUUUGUUCCUGAUUCUCUUGCUCAUCCUGGGCGGAGUCUGUUACAUGCGACAGCGCAGAACCUUCAGGGGCGACUACUACACCAAACAGUACCUGGGACCGUCCGACAUGCAGAAGGAGUCCCAGCUGGAUGUGCUGCAGCCACACGAGCUGCAGGAGGUGUACGGUGACAAAACCAGCAAAGGCAGCCAGGAUCUCAAACCAAAGCUGGGCGGAGAUAUCAUUUACCCUGACUACACCCCAGAGCGCAAGGACCGAGACGACUGGGCCGACAAGGGCGACGUCCACCGGGGUCUCAAGGAAGCAAACUACUACCCUGAUCACUACAACAUUCAAAACAUGCAUCCUUGUGGGCCCCCGGUGCACAGCCCCAUAGUGAACAACGGCUCCCCCUACUUACCGGAGGACUGCUAUGACAAUGGUACAGACAGCGACUAUGUGUCCCAUAUGGACGGAUCUGUAAUCUCACGCAGGGAGUGGUACGUGUGAGGGGGAAAAAGACAACAACAGACGUUUGACUACGAAUAAUUUAACAAGCGGCAGAUGGAAAAAAAAAAUAUAAUAUUAGUUUUGACGUUUCACUUCAAAGGAUGAAUGAAAUUUCUCAGCUCAGUUUUGCCAUGAGCUUCCUGAACAGUUCUGCUCUGCCUUGAUUUGGACAACACUAACGUGGCUUCUGGAGAAGCUACAAACAUGCUGGAUGGUUUAGGCUGCGGACCCUCUGUUAUUCAGUUCCAUUUGUUAUGAAUGAGGUUUUGUACUCUGCUUGUUUUUUUCCCACCUGUCUUUAACAGGUCAGGUGUUCAGGCCCUUGUUAAUGGAGUAUUUAUAUCCCGUCUGACCACGUCCUGCGCCCCCAGCCCCCUCUGCCACACGCUGUGGCAGUUCAAGAGGGCCGAUGUCGUCUUAAAGCUGAAUAUUAUAGCAGCAACGGUGUAUUAAAUCAAAUAAUAUUGCAUGAACUUGGUUUAAGAUGAGGCCAGCAUUCAAAAGAGAGAGUCACCAGAACAUGAUGGGAGAUUUCUGCAGGUGUUUAAUUGAGAGAAGGCAAAAAGGAUCGAUUCUGGAAUUAUAUGUUACAAGAAAAAGUUACUUUAGAUCAGCAGUCUCCAACCUUGGUUGUGCCACCAACCAGUUUUACACUAUAGUUUUUACACUGCAGUGCAAUACACAUUAUAGGUGUAUAAUAAGUACAUAAUUAAUUUGUUUUAAUAUUAUGUGACAAUGAAGCAGAUCCAGGGAGAGGAUGAAUUGCAGACAGGAUUGACAG